AUGGCCACGUCCACACGCCCAAGCCCGCUCGCGGUCGCCGAGGGCGACAACCUGCUUGACAUCGCCCAGGCGCACGACCUCGAGAUGGAGGGCGCCUGCGGUGGCUCCUGCGCGUGCUCGACCUGCCACGUCAUCGUCACCGACGAGGCGCUCUUCGACGCCAUGCCCGAGCCCGAGGAUGACGAGAACGACAUGCUCGACCUGGCGUUUGGCCUCACCGAGACGAGCCGCCUCGGCUGCCAGGUCAUCAUGACCAAGGACCUCGACGGCCUCGUCGUCAAGCUGCCGACCAUGACGCGGAACCUGCAGGCCAGCGACUUUCAAUAG
Messenger RNA from Cordyceps fumosorosea ARSEF 2679, 327 nucleotides. Its product is annotated as 2Fe-2S iron-sulfur cluster binding domain-containing protein. Gene Ontology annotation, cellular component: mitochondrion. Gene Ontology annotation, biological process: positive regulation of oxidoreductase activity; P450-containing electron transport chain. The record is from RefSeq and is a predicted model, not a curated record. Gene Ontology annotation, molecular function: 2 iron, 2 sulfur cluster binding. The transcript has 2 exons. Lineage: Eukaryota; Fungi; Ascomycota; Sordariomycetes; Hypocreales; Cordycipitaceae. Bases 1 to 327 code for a protein of 108 amino acids.